AUGGAGACGACGAUUGGAGCCGCUUUUUUCGCUAAGUCCGUCGAAGUCGACGGAAAUUCGGUGAAGUUCGAAAUCUGGGACACGGCCGGCCAAGAGCGCUUCGCCUCGCUGGCCCCGAUGUACUACCGCGGGGCCGCUGCAGCGGUGGUCGUUUUUGACCAGACCAGUGGUCCAUCGUUUGGCCGUGCGCAGCAGUGGGUGCAGCAGCUGCGGCUCAGCAGCAACGCGGGGGUGGUGAUAGCUUUGGCAGCAAACAAGGCCGAUCUGCUGCAGCAGCAGCAGGUGGAUGCUGCAGCAGCAAGGCAGUUUGCUGCCGAUAAUGGACUUCUUUUCCUCGAAACUUCCGCGAAAACUGGACAAAAUGUCCUCCAACUCUUCCAGAUGAUCGCCCGCAGACUCCUCCAGCAGCAGCAGCAGCAGCAGCAGCAGCAGCAGCAGCCACAGGGCCUCCACACCGUCCAGCUCACGGCGGACCCGGGGGGGCCCCCGGGGGGCCCCCUCGCCACCAAGCUGGGCUGCUGCGGCUCCGCUUGA
This is a messenger RNA of Eimeria necatrix, 534 nucleotides long. Its product is annotated as Ras family domain-containing protein, putative. Gene Ontology annotation, molecular function: GTP binding; GTPase activity. NCBI's taxonomy places the organism in Eukaryota, Apicomplexa, Conoidasida, Eucoccidiorida, Eimeriidae. The record is from RefSeq and is a predicted model, not a curated record. Bases 1 to 534 code for a protein of 177 amino acids. The transcript has a single exon.